AAAUCCUACUCAAAAACCCCCUUUGUUUUCCUUUUGCCUCUUCCACCACCUUGAUUUCAUCAUUCAAAAUUUAAACAAAUAUAUAAAAAAAAAAAAAAAAAGUUACAUCGCAAAAAUGUCUGGUGGAAUUGCACGUGGUCGUCUUGCUGAGGAACGAAAAUCAUGGCGGAAAAAUCACCCACAUGGUUUUGUGGCUAGGCCAGAAACUGGUCCAGAUGGGUCUGUUAAUUUGAUGGUGUGGCAUUGUUCUAUCCCUGGACCCGCGACUGACUGGGAAGGUGGCUUCUAUCCAAUAACAAUGCACUUCAGCGAAGACUAUCCUAGCAAACCACCCACGUGCAAGUUUCCUCAAGGUUUCUUUCACCCUAAUGUUUAUCCAUCAGGAACAGUAUGCCUGUCUAUCCUCAACGAGGACAGUGGGUGGAGACCUGCCAUUACAGUCAAACAAAUUUUAGUGGGUAUCCAAGAUUUGCUUGACCAGCCGAACCCUAAUGAUCCAGCACAAACAGAAGGUUAUCAGUUUUAUAUGCAGGAUAUCGUUGAGUACAAGAGACGAGUGAGACAGCAGGCCAGGCAAUACACAGCUCUUGGCUGACAUUAGUUUGUUAUGAACUAUAUAAUGGCGUGACAUUGCUAGUCCUUAUUGUUAUGAACUAUCUUCUUUAUGAUUGAACAAUGAAUAUAGUCAGUGUGCAAUAACAUGCUAUCUGUUAUUUUGAGAAUAUUGUUGGUCUAUUGAAUCUUUUUUUACUUCGAUAAAGGCUUUGCUUUGCUAUGCUAACAAUCCAGCGGUCGCUGAUUGUGGGAAAUCAUACAGCAAUCUACUGGUCGCAAUGUCUAUAGGACCUACGGUCAAAAGAUGAUAUACUUCUACCUCAGGUAACUGAGUUUUCUUCAUGGCUUCUCAAAACUGGAACAAGAAGUAAUCUCGAAAGGUUGGAGUGGACUGCAACAAUAUCCCCUAUUUAUAUAUAAUUCACUUUUCUAAAUAGCUAUAUCCGAGAUAUGGGGAAGUAUUGCUUAACUCUCUAGAUAUUGUCAUCUAUAAAAUAUUGCUUGAAACAAACAUGGUAUUUCGUCUCUCUUUUAUUCCUUUUUGUGAUACAUCAUACAAGCAAGGUCAACAUUCUUGAUGCUUAUUGUAGGAAAAAUAAGGAGAGCUCAGUACAUUAAAUAUCCAAUUACUCUUCCAAGUUGCCAAAGACAUGGCACUUGAGCUCCUCAACUAAUGCUGUUAGAUGAUUAUAAGAAGAGCCUCCUUUUUCCACUGCCCUAUCAAUCAUUGCUUUGACAUCUUUUGCUCUACUUCUGAUCUCUUCACUUUCCGUGGAGGUGUUCAUCAACAUCUUCAAACUCGCCUCUAUCUUCUCCUUCUUGACAAUUGUAUCCUUGACGUCAAAUGAAAUGUGCCAUACCUCUGCCCCAUCGCUAACCCCCACAUCCAAGAAUCUCCACCAGCUUCUCAUUGUAGAACUGCUCUGCGAACAAUGGCCAUGUGAGCGUUGGUACUCCAGCUGUGAAAGAUUCCAAAGUGGAGUUCCAGCCACAAUGAGUCAUGAACACUCCGUUUGCUGAAUAGUUCAAGAUCGUCAGCUGUGGCACCCAAUCUCUGACUAUCAAACCUUUGUUGUUGGUAAGCAUUUUUUCCUCAAAACCUGUAGGCAUCCAGCUUUCUUGCUCGUUGUCACCUUUCCUGACCACCCAAAGAAAAGACGAAUCUGAGGCUUCAAGUGCCAAGGCAAUUUCAGUAAGCUGAGCAUCAGAAAACCUCCCCAUACUUCAAAAUCAAUUGUACACAACAGAGUUUGGUUCUUGAGAAUCGAGCCAACUUAGGCAGCUGUGUUGCUCUUGAACUGCAGUGUUUGCUUCUUCUCUCUUUGAGAAGUGAAACAAAGGACCAAUCAACCAUGGUUUUUUACCUCUGAUUUUCUGGUAAAGCUCAGCAUAACUUGGCUCUAGAUCAUAGAUAGUGUCAUGAAUCAUGGCAUAGCUCCGAGGUUCUGAUUCUUUAAUUCUCUUCAUCAUCUCCCAGUAUGGUCCUUCGGGAUUGGUUAUAAUUAUUCGGGACGUUGAGAUCUUUUCAUUUCAAUAUUAUCUGGUAAACCUGGAAUCAAGAAACUUUCUGAAUCUGAACCUACCUUCUCAUGAGGUGUAUAAAGCUUCAAAUAAUGUUCAACACAAUGUAGCAUAACAUUUGCAGGAUGAAACAUAAGUCUCGGUAUCUUCAGUCGCUCAGCUACAUCCACAGUCCACGGAAGGCACACAUCUGAAACAAUGCAGUGAGGAUGAAGUUCAACAGUAAGCCUACUGCAUCAGAUGGGAACUUGAGUUUGUGGAUCAAGAUACGGUGGUGAAUCAUCAAUGUUGGACUCGAAAAGGAGGGCAUUAUAGUGAGUGGUGAUAAUGCUACCUUUGACACCUUGGCUUGCAAAAAGUCUUGUUGUAUUGACCAAGGGGAUCAUAUGACUUGGUGUAAAGUAUGGAAUGAAAACUACAUGGAGUUCACCAUCUUUUUAUGCCAUUACUGCACUUGAAGUGAUGGAAGUUCACCUAACAAUGGCAGAAGCAGGGUGAGAAACAACUGAAAAUGUUACUAACCUUAUAUUAGAUUCAGACAUGUCACAAUGGCCUAACCAAGUAAUAUUUUAUUGGUAGAUCACAUGACUUUGUGUUAUUAAUUCAAGGUAUGUUUAUUAUUUUUUAUAUUGAGGCAGCUGACCUUGCAGUACCCA
Molecule: messenger RNA, 2732 nt
Organism: Capsicum annuum
Lineage: Eukaryota; Viridiplantae; Streptophyta; Magnoliopsida; Solanales; Solanaceae
Product: SUMO-conjugating enzyme SCE1
Exons: 6
Coding region: 116-595 (159 amino acids)
Biological process (GO): protein sumoylation
Cellular component (GO): nucleus
Molecular function (GO): SUMO conjugating enzyme activity
Source: RefSeq, a predicted model, not a curated record